AUCUAUUGUUCCGUGAAGCAUCGAGUCGACACAUACAGCCAUCAGCCAUCACGAUAUCACAACAACAGCACUCACAGGACCCAAAUAAGUAUUGCUGUCCUGCCUUUCAAGCUCAUUCAUCUGCAUUGGGGUCCUGGAGCCCACUAGCUAGGUAGCUACUAGAAGUUUCCCAUUGGGUUUCCUCCUUCUGAAGUUACUUUGUUUGUGGUAGCUCCCCUUAUCAUUCAAACGGAAUGGUAGAUACCCUGUAGAUUCGAGUCGAAUCAGUGAGAUGAUGGCAGCAGACUCUCUUUGAUACUGUACCCCAAGAAAAAGACUAGGUCCACUCCAUUUCUCAUAGGAUGACAGAUCGUCCAGAUCCUGAGGCUCAUGACGUCCUGGAAGAUGAUACAAAGAAUGAUAGCAACAAGCACUACCAUGCAGCCGCUCAUACGUCGGCUCCACAUGCACUGAAUUUUGACGAAACGGAUGAUGAUGAUGAUGACGACGACCUUCCCUUUCUUCGAUCCUUAAAACGAGGAGAUUCCGCGCUACCCAGCAGUGCCAGUAAGGCCCGAGGACGACACAAUGAACGAGAUCUACAGCCAAAGAGGUCUCACUCAGAUCCUGCCAGUAUUCGCAAACACUUGUUUGAAUUGAUGGAUGCCGCCAGAAAACCAACCAAUGAAUCCACAGCAGGUGCAGUUGUUCCAACACCCCCAAGUCCCAGUCCAGCUCGGCAAGAAACGACAACCACAACUAGCACUACUACUAGAGAUACUACAGGUGCCGUCAAAAUGGGCACAUCCAACUCGGCAGUAUCCCUCCGCGGUGCUGCCGGAGUGACAUUUGCCCCCAACACACACCGAACCAACCAUAAGAAUGCCACUUGGCAGCACACAACUACCAACAAGCAGCAGGAAGCCGGCCAUUUCCGUCGUCGGUAUAGUAGCUCGGCUGCCGUGGCGACCAGUAGCAAUGGCAGCACACCGGGAACUCCCACGGGGCUCUCGUCGUCCACCAGCACAUCCAUUAGCACCAACACCAAAAAUCGCGUCCGGGUGUACCGAUCGUCUCUGACGGACAAAUUGACAACCCGUGACAUUGCCGCUUUGGACUUUUUGUUGGGCAUUCCUUUGGAAGUGGAGGAAUCCAUUGUGCAAAAUGGCUGGAUGUUGCAGCAAAUACGGAGAAAAACAUUUCGGGCUCAUAGUGGCGUUACCGAUUAUGAUGAUGAUGACGACGACGACGAUGAUGAGCGGGAUCAUAUUAUGUACGAUGAUGAAAAUGACUAUGGACGACCACAACAACAAGACGAUGUUGCCAAACGAGAAGAAAUCAACGCCUUACUGGAACCACCUGGUAGUGCUGCAGCUGUGGCUACCACGGCUCAAUUGGCGUCACAUUCACAUUCUCAUCAUGGACGAUGGUGGGAGAAAUGGGUACCACGAGAAGGCAACAAUAAUCCCUACAUGACGAGAUUCAACACCAAUCCAUCCACAAGCAAACACAAGGACGAUGGGGAAUUGGAAUUACCCACUGAAUCGACUGGAAUGGGUGGUGACAUGCUGCACGGGACACCCGGCACCGACAUGACAUCCACAACGGGAACCACUCGAACAUCGGCUGCCGCCAAAGCCAACAAUAAUAACAACAACAACAAUGGAAUGCCGACAGCUCCCAUUUACGCUCCAGGACGUCGAUUGGAGGGAGACGACGCCGUGCUAGUGCAGAUUCCACUCAAGGUGGACACUGUCACACGACAAAAGUCAAUCGCACGACAAGCAGCCAUUCGAGAAUGGGAAAUCAAGGUCGCUCACGGGCUCAUGGGGGGCAUGGAUAGUCGAAGAAACCUUGCUACUACUACAUCAAGAGCAACAGCAUUCGGACAAUCCACGACGAGUCAACAAUCGCUACCGCAACAACAGGCACUCCUAGAUGGUAGAAUGUUCUUCUCCGCUUCGGGAUCGUAUCCACUGGGCGUGUUCUCCUUGAAACGAUAUGAACCGAAACGAGAAGAAGCUGCCCGGAGGCGGCUCAAGCUGGAAGCUCGUGGUGGUGGCGGAUCUCACUUUGUCAUGCCCAGUCGGGAUUGGAGGGGUAUCUCGUUUCGGGCUCUCCUACCUCGCAAAGCGCAACAAACACGCAGCCACAAGGGCUUUAAUCGUUUCCUCAGUGGAGGAAUCACGUCGGCGGAUGGAACCACUGGUGAUAAUGGUAAAAGUCCCGCCAACAAAAAACGCAGACAACUGCUUCGAGAUGACAGUGACCUGCCCAACGUGGAAGAGAACAACAUUAGCAAUGAUGAAGACGACGAAGACAGCGAUAGUGAAGAUACACUCUCUUCGUCGUCUUCAGAAGACUCAUACAUCCCUGGCAUUCUCGAUGACCCCGAGAUCAAAUACGGCCGCCAUCGGAAUGUCAUGAUUGGAGAUGCUGUCACAGGGUGCAUCGUGGCUUCCACCAUUCAGUUUGUCAAACCAACGCUGCUCAAAGCAGAUUUGAACCAGAAAUUUCGAGAUCGCUUUGAUGGUUGGGAGCCCAACAAAUCACAACGCAAGUACAUUGGUGCGAGGGUGGUAGACGGUGUUUACACGUUGAUUGAUCCGACGGAAAGUCAGCAGCAGCAAGAUCAUGCAACGGGAGGAGUGUUGGAACACGUUGAUAAAGUGCUUGGCGACGCAUCUGAACCUUCCCCCUCGGCUGCUACACCAGCCAUUAUUCGUAUGCCACCCUCGUUGACAUUGUCCAAAAUCCGAAGUGUCAAGCGACAAGCUCUCAUGGCGUUUGUCAGAGCCGACUUGGAAAUUGGGACGAUCGCCUUGGCAUGUGUUUACUUUGAACGGCUGUGUUUGUCCUGCAGAGUUGACAAGACCAAUCGACGACUCUGCUUUGCAUCCUGCAUCCUAAUGGCGUCCAAAAUCAACGAACCCAAUGAAGUGUUGGUCAUGAAAGAAGAUACUGCUGCAUCAGAAAGUGGGGAUGAGGAAGAAAGAAACAACACCAACAUCAGAAAGAAAUUCAAACGGCUGGAGUCGUCAAUUCGCCCCAGUAAGCGAAGUUCCACCAUGUUUGCGUCCUUGUUGACAUUCUUCACGCAGGAAUGGAAUCUUUCGCUUAAGCACUUAUUCGCAGCCGAAUGGGGGGUCUUUGCGGCGCUUCGGUUUUCGCUGCAUGCCACGCCAUCACAAGUCGCCUUUCACUUCAAACGCUUGAUGAAGACACUGGAGUGGAACCCAGGGGACUAUCUGGGAUCAGUAAUGUAUGAACAGUGGCAGGAUGCCUUGGCAAAAGAAGAGCAGCAUAAUCUUGCACGAGAGAAACGGCGCGAAAGGAGACGACUGCGCAAAGAGCGGAGAUUGCAUCGCGAGUUGCAAAAGGAAGUGAUUCGAGGCAAGUACAAUCAGAUGGCAGAGAAGGAUUCAAUGCGAAAGAAGAGUGCUACCAAAGGGAAAGGUACUGUUUUCUUUGAGCAGACCGAGAAGGAGGGCGAUUCUCAGCAGGAUGAGAAUGCCGUUGGUAAGAAGAGCGCUGCAGCACAAAAGAAAUCCAACCCCUCCAGCAAUGAUGAUGCGAGUGACCAUGCCAAACGCCCCGGCAGGAGCAGCUACCACACGCCUCCUGGUAUUACGUCGUCGCAUUCGGCCGACGAGAUGACGAUGGGCUCUAGUCGUGCCCAACCUAAAAGAAGCUCUUCUGCCCAUCGGUUGCUACUUGCGGGCAUGUCGCGCUCCCCCACCCCCCAUGGCAGUCCAAGGAAGGAGCGACUGAGCUUCCCCGGAAUGAUGCCUACUGUACCGACUUCUACCACGAAUGCCAUGUCUACUGCCCGAGCCGGUGGCGGGGAGGCACCUCCAAACACACCUAUUGCCAGCGGUGCCCCUCGCGGUCGCAAGAACCGUCAAAUGAAGCUCUUUACACGCCUCGGAAUGCGCCGACCCGUGAGUAGCGACAAACUGUCAGAGAUGGGAAGCAAUUCAAGUCGCGAUAAUAAACGUGAAGUGUCUCCUUCGUCGGCCUUGGCAUCUUCACCGUCCAUGCCCCAUAUAGCCCUUGCAGAAUCUGAGCGAGAUCACGAAGAAGAGCAGCCCAAUACGCCCCCUUCGGCACGCGCUUCGAACACGACAAACAACGGAGAAUCUGUUGCCAUUGAUAUACCCAAUGAUGGCAACGAUAAUGAUUUGGCACACGGAGAGGACAAGUGUGAGACGGACGAUGACGAUGACCUGGGGAUUGUAGUUUAGCACAAGUGUCCGUUGCAGCUUUUGUAGAGUUGCAACAUAUCGGUACAUGAGCUACAUACCGUUGUGGUUAUCGAACAUGCAGCAUUGUGGCAGUUGCCAACCCAGACUCUGGGCAGCGAAGACAAGUAAGCAGCCAAAAAAGACAAUUCCUACCGGUACCAGUGCCGAUGUCAUCACACUAGCAGUUCUGGAAGAUUUGGAAACAAAACCAAGGCUGGUUUUAAAAGCACAGCUGGGUCUCUAUCCAGAACAUCAAUACCGUCCAAGGCACUACGUAUCACGGAUACAGGCCAACCAAAGAGAGCACAAAGACAACAUUGAAUGGUUGUGCUGGCUCUCUAGCGGGGAUGAUCAGAACGAGGUUCCUGAGCAACUAUUGUAAACUUUCAAGAAUUAGUUGAAGAUGCUUUAGUAAAGUUAGACGUCCAGGUUCUGCUUUGUCCGAUUCCUUUCUAUUUAUUGUGCAGCAUU
Messenger RNA from Seminavis robusta, 4694 nucleotides. The record is from the annotation of a GenBank genome assembly. Lineage: Eukaryota; Bacillariophyta; Bacillariophyceae; Naviculales; Naviculaceae.